Messenger RNA from Teleopsis dalmanni, 799 nucleotides. RefSeq names its product cytidine deaminase. Bases 86 to 577 code for a protein of 163 amino acids. The transcript has 3 exons. Gene Ontology annotation, molecular function: cytidine deaminase activity; zinc ion binding. Gene Ontology annotation, cellular component: cytosol. Lineage: Eukaryota; Metazoa; Arthropoda; Insecta; Diptera; Diopsidae. The record is from RefSeq and is a predicted model, not a curated record.
AUAGUCCUUAAAAUAUUAAUUACAGUAGCUUCCAAAUUCUCUAAACGCAAAUGAUUGGUAUUAAUUUACGUUAACAUAAUUUGAUAUGGCGGGAUUCUUUGUAAACGGGAAGGAUGAUGAAGAUUAUGUGAAAUUGUACGAUAACUUGGAUGUGAACGUUCAGAAGUUAAUUAAUGCUGCAAUAGAAGUACGUAGAAACGCUUACUGCCCAUAUAGUUCUUUUGCUGUUGGUGCUGCCAUUCGUACCACUGAUGGUUCAAUAUAUACAGGAUGUAAUAUUGAAAAUGGCGCCUUUGUUGCUGGUAUAUGUGCGGAGCGUGUUGCUGCAGCAAAAGCUAUUACCGAGGGUAAACGCGAAUUCGUUGAUUGUGCUGUUGUAGCAUCAGUAGAUGCAAAACAUCAGUUUACUACACCUUGUGGUGUAUGUCGUCAAUUUCUUUCUGAGUUUGUUGUGAACAAAGAUAUAUCUAUAUAUGCUACAGUACCAAUUAAUCCACCGCUACGAGUGCUAUGCACCAGUGUAAUGGGGCUUUUGCCAAAAAGUUUUUCAUGCCCUAUUAAUCGUAAUGCACUUUGAUAUCUAUAGACUAUUAAUCGAAUAUUGCUAUUAAAUUAUGUUAGACAUCUGUAUUUUAUUUUACGACUUUCAUUAAACAUUCUAGCAAUUAUUUUGUUUUAAGUUGUUAAAAUAUUUAGACUUAAUUAUAGACUUAUUAUGUCAAACAUAUGAAUUAUAUUUUGGUUUUUAAUAAUUUUGUUAAUAGAACAUAUUAAUGAUAAAUAAAAAGCUGUAUAGAGG